UUGAACUCAGCUCGAAUAUUUCGAGUUAGGACCCAAUUGGGCCAUUUCCAUUUCGUCUCUAUUGCAGUUUGUAAAAUUCAUGAGCCUUUUCUUUGUCAUCUUCACUUAGCCCAAGACCAAUACGCACUCAUCGUCUGCUCAGGUUGGCUGCCUCUCGUCUCUCGUCUCUCGUCUCUAGCAACUCUCAUCACCAACAUAUAUAUACAGUAUACACAGGCCACGCUCAGUUACGCGGACGGUGGGAAGCGAAGAAUCCACAUCGAGGAUGAUCUCGAUGACGUGAUUGACGACGAGGAGGACGAGGCCUGGAAACAGUGGGGCAAGAAAUCAACGCCGUCUUCCGAUGAGUUUGAUCCACCGCCUUCCGAUUUGCCCAACAUGGAAAUGUCGCAGAUCCAGGAGUUGAUGAGGAAGCAGCAUUUCGGGCCGGUUUUUGGGUUCGUUAAGCUUCAAUUGGGUGUGCGCCGGACUCCGGAUAUGGUGGCUGAGCAUGCAAUGAAAUGGACAAAAGUUCUAAGAACUGCAGCAAUUGAGGUGAAGUUCAUGGGUGUUGAUACGAGCACAAUUAUGUUCACCCUGGAAAAAGGCGAAAACAUGGUUGAGGUGAGUCCGUUGACGGAGUUCAUCUUAAACGAACCAGAGGCUUAUGAGAUCAAGAUUGGGGAUCAAGUCUUCCGUAGACCUGGAGAUCCUCCCUUGGAGGAAGUUAUUGAGAAGCUUCAAUGUAACGACAAGACAACUGAUACUGUUGAGCAUCUGAAAGAAGAAUUAUAGUUUACCGGAUCUACAUUACAUGCAACUUUGACCCAUUAAUCUUAACAUUAGUUCAUUGUACAUUUAACUUUGUAGUCUCUAAUUGUAGCACUUUACCCUCAACCCUCCACUAAUUAGUUCUCCUUCAUUUUCUUUUCCAAUCACAUUUAACUCCUAA
Hevea brasiliensis (rubber tree) is the source of this 931-nucleotide messenger RNA. RefSeq lists its product as uncharacterized. Bases 379 to 774 code for a protein of 131 amino acids. The transcript has 4 exons. Lineage: Eukaryota; Viridiplantae; Streptophyta; Magnoliopsida; Malpighiales; Euphorbiaceae. The record is from RefSeq and is a predicted model, not a curated record.